AUGUUGGAAAACGGCCUAUUGCUUGGGGUGUUUAUUUUAAUUUUAAUGUUAUGUGAAUGCAUCACCGAGACUCAUGAACAUGGAUUAAAAGUUCGCAGAAGCAUUAUUGAUCCUUAUGGACCGCCACCCUUUGCUCCAUUUGGGGCUAUACCUCCGUUUGGUGGUUUACCUCCUUUCGGUGGUUUACCUCCAUUCGGCGGUGGUCUACCUCCUUUCGGUGGUUUCUUUCCACCAUUCCCACCUCCAUUUCCCCCACCGCCGUUUCCACCACCAUUUGGCGGAGCAUUUCCACCGCCUUUAGGACCACCUAUACCUUUGCCACCACCGGCUGUUUUACCCUCGCCUUUUCCAUCACCAUUCCCAUUGCCAUUUUAUCCGCCCGCGCCACCUUUUGGAGCUCCCUUUGGUUAUCCAUUUGCUCCACCGGCUUAUCCAUACGCACCGCCUCCACCAGCUCCUGCCCCACCACCACCGCCUCCGCCAGCUCCCGCACCAACGCCAAUUAUUUUGCCAGCUCACACUGCGGCAACAUUAAGUGUCGCAUCAUUGCUACACGCUUUGAUUGCUAAGAAAUUUUAUCCACCGGUGGUACCGUUUCCCGUACCUAGACCAGUACCAUUUCCCGUCACAGUCAAGGUACCUGUUCCUGUUCCCGUUGAUCGGCCACAUCAUGUAACCAUCUUAAAGCCAGCCAAUCAUAUUGAUGAGCCCGUUAUCCAUGAUGAACCUUAUCACGAAAUGAAUAAUGAAUGGCAUUCCUCACCACCAAAUGAUUGGCAUUCCCCACCGCCAAAUGAUUGGCAUCCAUCGCCGCCUGAUGACAUACAUUCACAUUAA
Calliphora vicina (urban bluebottle blowfly) is the source of this 837-nucleotide messenger RNA. Its product is annotated as basic proline-rich protein-like. The coding region runs from base 1 to 837 and encodes 278 amino acids. The record is from RefSeq and is a predicted model, not a curated record. The transcript has 3 exons. Lineage: Eukaryota; Metazoa; Arthropoda; Insecta; Diptera; Calliphoridae.